AUGCCCCGUUCUACCGCUCAUGAUGUGGCUCCUUACGAGCUUUCUUCAGACUCAGAGACCUGCUCUGAUACAGGAGCGACUACGCCAUCCACCAGAGCCAUGGACAUUGGUACACCACCAAAUGCGAAAGUUCGAGUCGACGCCGUCACAAAACAAUUAGACAGUAAACAACGCUGCCUCAUUACAAACGUCGAGUGCGACGAAGUGACCGAGUAUGCCCACGUCUUGGGGCAUGCUUUGGAGGACAACGACGGAUUGGAAGAGACGUACAGAUAUACACUUGUUGCUCACCCUGAUAUGAGAUUUGUUCCCAUUCAUCGAAGGGACGAGACGCUUCCACUUUCUCCCAACGCUUUCGAGAAGUUCGUCUAUCCAUUUGAAGGGUUUCCCACAAUUGUCUCCCACGUUCAUCCACGUUUCGUAAUCUGCAACGCUGCGCUUAAAUGUGAAAGCCGCGAGACGCUCUAUGCCUUUGCCAAAGGAAAAGAAGGAGAGUUGUUUAAUGCGCUGGCCAGAAUCGCUCGCAUCUACGUUGGGUGGUCCAGGGUAGAUCUCCCAAAUGAUUUUCGUAAAGAGAGAAAGGUACCCAAGGUUAAGCCCCGCGAGAAAAUUGACCGGCAAGUCAAAAGGGAUGUUCCAACGAAUGUUCCGAAUGCUGAACAUUCAGAUGACGAGGGCGUUCCUCCCACCAUUGCCGCAACCUCGGCUCAUCGCAGUGUACGGGCUCACUCUUUGGCAAACGAAACACCUGCCGACCGAGCGGGCGAUUUCGAUCUCAAGAAAGCGAAGGCUAGAGUCGACACUGUUGCCAUAAAACGCUGCCUCAUUGAGAAUACCGAUGAGUCCAACGCCCUGGAAUACGCCCAUGUUCUCGGUAGGAGAAGCUCUAACAAGAUUUUGACAGCUUUGGAAUAUUCGUGGGGAAUGGAACACGAGACUUUAAAUGUCGAUACACGCUACAAUAUCUUCCGCCAACCAGCUAUCAUCGACGAAUAUCAUGCAGCGAUCACACAACGUGCAAAAUUUCCUUCGCUCGAACGUCCAAAAUUUCCUUCGCUCGAGAACUAUCAACCGCCGUACAGCUAUACUUUGCUGAUGUCCUCCCACAUGAACCUUGCCCUGACCCCGUGGCUGAGCCACGGUGGCUUCGACUCGGCGAGUGCAAUGCGACCGAGCGUUCUGGUACUUGCAAACCCCAACGUUAAAGGCCAGCUGGCAGCUGCCAUUGUCAUUGCCUUCUCCUUUGGGCCAUUCUCCGGGCUUAAAACGUUCAGCAACCUCCACCUGAAACGAGCCAUGGACAUUGGUACACCUCCGAAGGCGAAAGUUCGAGUCGACGCCGUCACAAAACAAUUAGACAGUAAACAACGCUGCCUCAUUACAAACGUCGAGUGCGACGAAGUGACUGAGUAUGCCCACGUCUUGGGGCAUGCUUUGGAGGACAACGAGGACUUGUGA
Molecule: messenger RNA, 1458 nt
Organism: Laccaria bicolor S238N-H82
Lineage: Eukaryota; Fungi; Basidiomycota; Agaricomycetes; Agaricales; Hydnangiaceae
Exons: 8
Coding region: 1-1458 (485 amino acids)
Source: RefSeq, a predicted model, not a curated record